GAGGAGGCGUCGGGGAGGCGUCGGGAGGAGGACUACUCGUUCGUGUCCGUCUCGGGUCAGUCGCACCGGCUGCAUCAUCUGGAGAAGUUCACCGUCUACACCGUGGCGGUCCAGGCGUUCAACUCCAAGGGGGCCGGGGUCCUGUCCAGGCCCGUUCGCGUCUCGACGCUCGAGGACGUGCCGAGCGAGUCGCCGGUCGGCGUCCGGUGUCGGGCGGAGGAUCCUCACAAGAUGAAAGUGUCGUGGAAGCCGGCGAAGGCGUCGAGGAUCAACGGGAUCCUCAAAGGAUAUCGCGUCGUCUACGAGAUCUCUCGGGACGUCCACGGUAAACUGAUCCGGGAGAGCCAGGUGUUCGAGCGGGAAGAGGCGACGUUGGAGGAUCUUCACCCGGAUACCAAUUACACGGUCGCGGUGCUGGCCUUCAACGGGAGAGGCGAAGGGCCUCCGAGCGACCCCAUCUACUGCCUCACCCUCCCAGACGUCCCGGACGCCCCAGAGGCCGUGCGCGUCCACGUCGGAGUGGGGAAGAGCCUGGUCGUGGCGUGGAAGGAACCUCGCUUCCCGAACGGAAACAUCCUCCACUACGUCCUCUACGUCUACCGGGGACACACCUCGGAGCCGGAAGUGGAGAUCCUCCCCUCCAGCAUGUACCACCACACCGUCCACGGCCUCGACCCCGGCACCACUCUCGCCUUCCAGGUCGAAGCGGUGAACUCGGUGGGAGGCGGCGAGCGAUCCCCUCUCGUCCACGGCACCGUCCCCUCCACCCCGGACUCCCCUCGCCCUCCCGUCGUCCUCACCUUCCCCCGCACCGUCCGCUUAGAACCCGGCGAAUCCGUCGUGUUCCCCUGCGACACCCUCGGCGACCCCGAGCCCCAUCUGACCUGGACCUCCCCCCGCGACGGCAAGCCCCUCUCCCCUCUCAUCGACAAGGCCCUGUUCCUCGGUCACGUGACCCCGCAGGACGAAGGCGCGUAUCGAUGCACGGCCCGGAAUCCACUCGGAACGGACGACCUCGUCCAUCGCCUUCACGUCAUCCGUAAGAAACACCCCCGCUUCCUUCGUCCGAACCGAACCCGACUCGACGAAUCUCGUUCCGACGAAAGGGCGACCCGGAGCACCCCAGAUGGAAGUGUCGAGCGCAUGGGAGAACGGCCUGCGGGUGGCAUGGAAGAUCCCGCAAGACGGCGGAUCCCCCAUCCGAUCCGUCCGGGUGUACGUGAGAGAAGUCUCCCCGGAGCACAGCGACUGGACCGUCAUCACGGCUCCCUACGGGGAACAUUCCGCGGAGAUCCGGGGUAUGGGAUCCUCGUAUUUGAGUAA
Darwinula stevensoni is the source of this 1323-nucleotide messenger RNA. The record is from the annotation of a GenBank genome assembly. Lineage: Eukaryota; Metazoa; Arthropoda; Ostracoda; Podocopida; Darwinulidae.